Molecule: messenger RNA, 4236 nt
Organism: Leucoraja erinaceus (little skate)
Lineage: Eukaryota; Metazoa; Chordata; Chondrichthyes; Rajiformes; Rajidae
Gene: fgl2a
Product: fibrinogen-like 2a
Exons: 2
Coding region: 979-2268 (429 amino acids)
Source: RefSeq, a predicted model, not a curated record
UUUGCAAUCUGAAAUAAAGUAACUUUAAACGUUUUUGAAAUGUAAUAAAUGUGAGAAGAAAUCAACUAGAUGCUAACUUGUAAGAAAUGUAUUGCUCUCUUUAAUGUGACACCAGUGUGAGCUCCUUUCAACUGCGCGAGGUUUAAAAAAGGGGGGCAUGGAAAGAGCAAGAGGAAUUUGAUCUGCAUCAUGCUUCCAAAAGGCAUUCAUUGGGCAAAUACUGACAUCCCCACCAGUUCUUUCCCCCACAAGUAUAUGCAAUCAGACCAUCUCCUGGUUAAGAUUGCUAACUUAGGCACAAACCCCUAACGAUGAAUGAGCUCUUAUAUUAUUAUUAAGUUCAAAAGUCCAAUGUAUCCACAUACCUUUGUUCCUACAAACGUCAGAACUACUUUGCUCUCUCUCUCUCUCUCUCUCCAUUUUUGAUAAUUAUUCUUUCUUAGGCCUUUGAUGCCAUAACUGAUAAUACAGUGGAGGAUUGGUUACCAUAUCGAGUGAUUUUUGUGUACCUUCCAUUUUAUGGACCACAUUGAAUACAGACGUCUGUUCUUUACACGGGGCUGCAAAUUUUAUCUAUUGGGGCUAAGGGCAAUCAAAGUACCCAAAAAAACUACGUGCUACCGGAUCUGAAUUUCACUGCACCAACCGUGUCUUUUAUCAAUGCUUAAGGCAUAAAAAAAAGCAUUCCAGAAAAUACAAAAUUGAUGGUUCAUUGUAUGCAGUUGAGAUAUUGCGUAGUUUACAGUUUCUGGAAGCAAUUGACUUAGUGCAUCAUUUCCAGUUUCUGGAGGCAGACUUAGUGAUUGUCAGUAUCACAUGCUCAUCUAUACUACAUCAUAAAUGAGCCCUGCCCACAUCUCUCAACAGUAUUAAUAUCCUUGGCAGUAGCUGUCAGUAACAGCUUGUGCAACACGGCAUUUAUUUUAAGAGUAUAAAGCAUUAAAAUAUAUAAUAAGACAUCCGCAUUUUGAAGAAAUAAUGAGGGCUACUGCUGCAUUCUUUCUCGUGAAUUUUGGAUUAACACUCUGUGCAGACAUUCCUGCUGAAUAUAAUAUAACUACCAGAUUCAAGAAUCCAACAGAAAACAAUGCAGGCUGUUCCAUCAAGCUGAAGCCCACAGACUGUGAUGAAGGUGAACUAUGCGGUUAUCAGAUAAAUAUUCCACCAUUAACCCUGAAGCUUCCUAAGGAGACAAAACUACUUGAAAAGACCGUCAAAAUGGUUAAAAGUUUAACAGCAACGGUAAAUAUGAUGAAGCAAAGGUGGCUGGAAGAACAUCGGAAAAAGCGUACCGUUCCUGAUCAACCUAUUGCAAAAAAAAAAGUUGGAAAAGAAAAUAACAAGAUAACAGCAUUGGAGGAGAAAGUAAAAGUACUGACAGUUUCAUUACAGACUGCCAGAAACCAGAUCGAUUUGCUCGAGAGUCACUUGGAAGAGUUGAAAAUGGAUACUGUUUUGCAUUACAUUACUGAUGAGCUUACAAGUAUUAACAACACAGUGAAUACAUUGAACAAUAAGUGUUACACGACUUGCGAACUUACAGCAAAACCUAAAGGUAUGUUAAAUAUAAAAGUAUUGCCUCAAAAUUGCUCAAGUCUUUACAAACAGAACAUUCGGAAAAGUGGCAUCUAUAAAUAUACUGAUGGUUUGGGUAAAUAUUUUGAGGUCUAUUGUGAUAUGGAAACUGAAGGUGGCAGCUGGACAGUCAUUCAGUCGCGCAGAGAUGGUAGUGUCGAUUUUAAUCGCACCUGGGCAGAUUACAAAAAUGGUUUUGGGAACUUAUCAACAGAAUUUUGGCUUGGAAAUGACAAAAUACAUGUUUUAACAAAAUCCAAAAAUAUGACCUUAAGAAUUGAAAUUGAAGAUUGGGCAGGGGUGCAAAAUUAUGCCGAAUACAGUCAAUUUUCUGUUGCAGACGAAAAUGACCAAUAUCGUCUGACCAUUGCUGGCUACUCUGGUACAGCAGGUGAUGCAAUGCACAAAGGUAAAAAUUAUAACCAUGAUCAACAAAAGUUUACCACCAAGGACAAAGAUAAUGACAUGUACCCUUCAAGUAACUGUGGAGCCUAUUAUAGUUCUGGUUGGUGGUUUGAUGCUUGCAUAUCAGCCAACCUUAAUGGUAAAUACUAUAAGAAGUUCUAUAAAGGGAUCCAAAAUGGAAUUUUUUGGAGCACUUGGUACACGACAAAAACGGAAACUCUGAAUGGCUAUCGCCAUGCUUUAAAAACAGUUAGAAUGCUCAUCAGGCAGAAAAGAAUUGUACCAUAAGCACAGAACAAUAACAAAAGCUUCCAAAAGCAAAAAAAAAUGAAUGCUGGAAGUUUAAAAUAAAAACAGAAAAUGCAGGAAAUACUCAGCAGGUCAGGUAGCAUCUGCAGAUAAAAACAGUAAAGAUUUAGGUCAAUUACCUUUCAUCAGUACUGGAAAAGUGACUUUUUACCCCUGGAUUUGAAAUAUUAAUUUUAUAUCACACCUCCACAAAUGCAACUGAGUAUUUUCCAAAAUUUUUCUUUUUAUUCCAGAAGGUUAAAUUUUAAAGCAUAAAAAAUGUCAAUAUUAAAUAUUUCUCUUUUGCUGUGGUCUUCUACUAUUAGUUGAUCUCACCUCACAGCGUACAGACUCACACUGUACAAACAGAGUGAGGUUCAUCUCUAUUCAUCAAGUUAACUUUCAUAUCUUUAGCUCCAUCUUCAGCAUAAACUUCUUGAAUACUUUUGGCAUUUUGUAUUUAGUUCUCACAACUGAUCUGCCAAGCUUCACCCUACAGUUGCUCCAAAUAAUUAACUUUUUUACACACUUCUUGUUGAAUCAAUCUGCUUAAAAGGUACAAAUUUCUGAAGGAACUUUACAGGGUAGAGUUGAUCUCAGCCCUAAAACUGGAAGCAGUCUCAAAUAAUGGAUCAGCCAUUCAGAACAGGAUUUCUUCCCCCAGAGAGCUAUGACUUUGAUGCACCGAGUGUCAUAAAGACUAAGAUUGAUAUAAUUUUAUGUGUUAAAGGCAAUCAAGAGAUAUGGGGUCAGUUCAGGAAAUUGCCACUAUGUUAAAAGAUUGUACGUAAUCUUACUGAAUGGCUGACAGACAUAAAAGGUCAAAUAACUUUUUUUUCUAAUGUUUAUAUAUUCUAAUUGUGAUCAUCCAUCAUUCUUCUCUUUUUAAUCUCCAUUAGAUCCCCAUUCAUCAACACGUUAAAUGAUACUCUUGCUCAUCUUUGGUUCCCCUUAUGACCUUGUACUGUUACCCAUUCCCAUACCACACCACCAGCACAUUUGACAGUGACUUUCCAUACAUUCAUAUUGUCUUUUCCCUACCAAUAAUGGCCUGGAAUUUUGCUACUUUUUACACCCUUAAAAGCCACCUCAAACCUCGACUAUUUUUAUCUUCUUAAUGUCUUUCUGAUACACUAUCUGUUGCUUUUAAUAUUUAAAUUACCUUGUGACGUUAACAUUCGAUAUAAAAGCAAGUUGUUGUUGGGAAGGAGAAUUUAUUACAGAAAGAUAUGUACAUAUGGGUGUAAAAUAUUUCUACUAAUCGUUAUAAUCGUACACGAGGGAGAACAGGCAUUAGGUUCAUGUCAAAUAAUGAGGCGAGCCCCACGCCUCAAUUCUGGGCUCAUCCUAGAUAUUGUGCUUCCAGUGCAAUUCCAAAUCUGAAGCACAAAUUAAAUGAAUUUCUAUCCCCUCAUCUUUUAAAGAGGUGCACAGAGACAAUUUUAAUAUAUCUAUUUCCUAUUCUUUUGUAUGAGAAUUUCAGGAAAUUCUUAAGAAAAUUGAAUAGACUUUAUAGUUAAAAUACAUGAAAGAUUUUUUUAGAAAGAAAGCUUCAAACUAUAUAAUGUAAAUAUUGAUUGAUCAUUUUUGUAACAAUAGCCGCAUUCCCCUAAAUGCAAGCAGUAAAAUGUAUAACAUAACUUUUUUGUAUGCUAAUUAAUAUUCAAAUAGAAUCCUUUACCUUUGUACUUUUUCUACUGCUUUAGUAUCAUGUAAUUAUAAUGUUCAUGUGAUGACAAAUUACUCUGUAAUUAAUGGUAAUGAGAGUUCUAUCUGCUGCAAUUGUUGCUAAUUAUGAGAGAAGUACUAUUGAAGGAAUCAAACUAAUACACUGCUGUUUAUGAAAGAUGAAUGUAAAAGCUGAUCAUAAAUAUUAACUUGCAUAGUGAUGUUUUUAAUAUACGUUCUAAGACCUUUUACAAAUCAGUAAAGCUGAAAAAAUAAAAAAUUCAGUAAUAAAAUGAACAA